AUGUUUUUACAGAUAUUUAUACAUUAUCUGAAAGAGCUUAGGCAAUUGUCGGAAAAACAAAUUAAUGCGAAAAUUGACGAUUAUCUGGAAUAUAUUUCGGGGAAAAACAGAUUUAGAAUGAGUGAAAAAAAUACCACCCAGAAAACUGAGGAAAAGGCUGAUAAAAUAGUAAAAAAGGCUAAUGGAACAAUGAAAAAGGGAGUAGCAGUAGCAGUUCUGGUGAAGAAAGUACCAAUUCUGAAAGCGAAACUAGUAACGAUAAAUGCGGCAAUUACAUAA
Parnassius mnemosyne (clouded apollo) is the source of this 279-nucleotide messenger RNA. Lineage: Eukaryota; Metazoa; Arthropoda; Insecta; Lepidoptera; Papilionidae. The record is from the annotation of a GenBank genome assembly.